Molecule: messenger RNA, 887 nt
Organism: Xenopus laevis (African clawed frog)
Lineage: Eukaryota; Metazoa; Chordata; Amphibia; Anura; Pipidae
Product: tubulin monoglycylase TTLL3
Exons: 2
Coding region: 58-549 (163 amino acids)
Source: RefSeq, a predicted model, not a curated record
UUAAACUUCAGUGGGAAAACACUUUGGUCUGUAUAAUAUUAAACUAUAAGCAUAUUAAUGCUUACAAUUAUGUUAUGUUUUUGCAGAUCCGUGCACCUAUGUAACAAUGCCGUACAGAAGCAUUGUAAGAACUCCCCGAAGCGUCAUCCUAAUCUUCCUGCAGAAAACAUGUGGUAUGACUUUCAGUUCAAAGAGUAUCUGCAGAUGACAGGAGCAGAUGAUGCAUGGGAGGAGGUGAUAUUGCCUGGCAUGAAGGAAAUAAUUAUCAAUACAAUGAAGAGUGCCCAGGAUACAGUAGUGCACAGGAAAAACACAUUUCAUCUAUACGGUGCAGAUUUUAUGUUUGGUGAAAAUUUCCAGCCGUGGCUGAUAGAAAUCAAUGCCAGCCCUGCACUGUCAAAAUCAACUUCUGUAAGCAGCAAGCUCAGCGCCCAGGUUCAAGAAGACAUCCUACGUGUUGUUCUUGACCGAAAGGAAGACAGCAGGUGUGAUGUGGGCGACUUUGAACUUCUAUAUCAACAGGCACAUGGAGGAGAAAGGCAACAGUGAAGAUGGAGCACAUGGAGGAGAAAGGCAACAGUGAAGAUGGAGCACAUGGAGGAGAAAGGCAAAAGUGAAGAUGGAGCACAUGGAGGAGAAAGGCAAAAGUGAAGAUGGAGCACAUGGAGUAGAAAGGCAAAACUGAAGAUGGAGCACAUGGAGGAGAAAGGCAAAAGUGUGGAUGGAGCACAUGGAGGAGAGAUACAGCAGUGAAGAUGGAGCACAUAGAGAAGAAAGGAAACAGUGGGGCUGGUCAAUCCAGUUCAACUUUUUAUGUCUGAAUAAAACCUGCCUAACAGCUAGUUGAUCCAGAGGAAAAAACUCCCAUCUGAAGCCUCUCCAAUUUG